GCCGCGCUCCUGUCGCUAUCGAGCCGCGCCGUCGCCUCGAGCGCAUUCCAGUCGCGGCGCAGAGCGUGGACGCGGAACAUUCCUGCCGAGGCGAGGUGCGAGGUGGACUCACCCGAGCAGCAGGUCCGUUUGUGACGAAAUAAAUGCCACCAUUCGGCCGCUCGAGUCGCACUACGCCCGCAGGUGCACCGCACCCGGCAUCUACGCAAACAUGGACCGCGUAAAGGAAGCGUUGGAACGGGGACAGUGACGGACUGCGCUCACUUGAAGGCGUGUUCGGGCCAUGGCGGGCUGCUGGGAUUAUUACCGUCGCACCUGCAUGUGCUUCCUCUCGGAAGAGGAGAAGACGUCCCUCGCCGUGCACAACGCGAUCAAGAAGGAACUCAAGAACCAGAAGCGGAAGGAGCGGCGAGAGGUGAAAGUCCUUCUGUUGGGAACCGGCGAGAGUGGCAAAACUACCUUCAUCCGCCAGAUGAGGAUCAUCCACGGACGGGGCUUCUCAGAGGAGGAAAGGAAAGAAUUUGCUAAAUGCAUCUUCCAGAACAUCUUCACGGCCAUCAAGGCCAUGACAGGAGCCAUGAAAAUGCUUAAAAUUCCCUACUCCAACGCAGAAAACGAGUUCUAUGCCAGUAAGAUCGAGAAUGUGAAUCCAGUGCAGAUCACCAAGAUGGAUAGAGAUUAUGUGGAUGCUAUCCGCCGCCUCUGGGCCGACUCUGGCAUGCGGGUCUGCUACAGCCGACGCUGCGAGUACCAGCUACUGGACUCCACAGAAUACUACAUGAGCCAACUCGACCGCAUAGCAGAGCCGGACUACGUCCCCACAGAACAGGACGUGCUGAGGGUUCGAUUCCCCACCACGGGCAUCCACGACUAUGCCUUUACCAUCAACAAGAUUACACUCAGGAUCGUGGACGUAGGUGGUCAGAAAUCAGAGCGCCGGAAAUGGAUCCACUGCUUUGAGAACGUCACCUCGCUCAUCUUCCUGGCCUCCCUAAGCGAGUACGACCAAGUCCUGGAGGAGAGUGACACUACUAACCGCAUGGAGGAGAGCCUGGCUUUAUUCUACACCACCAUCCAUUCACCAUGGUUCCAUACCACCUCCAUCAUACUCUUCCUCAACAAAACUGACAUCCUGGCUGACAAAAUACUAACCUCUGACCUGAAGAAAUACUUCCCUGGCUUCACAGGCAAGACACAAGAUGCGGAAGAGGCCAAAAAAUACAUCCAGAAGCUGUACCAGCAGCAGACCAGGAACCCAAACAGCAGGGGGGAAGGGAAAAACUUCUACCUGCACCACACCUGUGCCACAGACACGGACAACAUUCGCAAGGUGUUCAGCGACAUUAAGGACACGGUGCUGCUAAAAUCUCUGCGGGAGUUUGGAAUCUUCUGAACUUUUAAAGGACUUAUUGUACGACUAUUUUUGGAAGGACGGUGAAAAUGAAGGCCAGCUUUUUAUUGCACAUGUGAAGGAGCCCGACACAUCUAUUUUCUGGAUUAGCACAAUUUGCAACAUGGGAAAUGAUGGAAAUACGAUGAGUUAUAUCUCCAUUAAAGGACAUUUUUUGUGUGUAAAAAGACACCAAAAUGAUAUAAUACUACCUUCACUUGAAAGCAACAGUUUGGAGGGAAAUGAAAACAAACAUACAAUUGUUUACAAUUACAUAGAACAGGGCACACGUAGCUAACAAUAGACAAUAACCACUGUUAAAACAACAAACACUCUUCGCUAACUCUUCAAAUUAACUGUGUACUAUUUAUGAUGUUUAAGAAGGGAAACAAAUUCCUUACUAGCUUCACAAAUAUGUCUAUAUUGUUUAUUACGUUUAUGUUUUUUGUUAGUCUUUUUACUCUAAUCAUCACUGCUUUUUGUUUUUUUAGGUGUUGAAUUUUUUUUUUGUCUUUUGUCAGGCACAUUGUUCACCACAUGCACAUCAACUGGGAUGAUGCAUCAGGAGUUUUUUGUGGGCAGAUUUUUGUGAAAGGAAGGGGGGGACUCUAAUAUUAAGAAAAAAAAAAUCAAAAACAUUUGAAGUUAUUUUUUUUCCUCUUAUUUGCAGAGAUUUAUAGGAAUAAAGUCAGAAAUAAUGAAAAAAUAA
This is a messenger RNA of Syngnathus typhle (broad-nosed pipefish), 2099 nucleotides long. RefSeq names its product guanine nucleotide-binding protein subunit alpha-11-like. The record is from RefSeq and is a predicted model, not a curated record. Bases 284 to 1393 code for a protein of 369 amino acids. NCBI's taxonomy places the organism in Eukaryota, Metazoa, Chordata, Actinopteri, Syngnathiformes, Syngnathidae. Gene Ontology annotation, biological process: phospholipase C-activating dopamine receptor signaling pathway; action potential; adenylate cyclase-modulating G protein-coupled receptor signaling pathway. Gene Ontology annotation, cellular component: heterotrimeric G-protein complex. The transcript is spliced from 8 exons. Gene Ontology annotation, molecular function: G-protein beta/gamma-subunit complex binding; G protein-coupled receptor binding; GTPase activity.